Sungouiella intermedia is the source of this 2790-nucleotide messenger RNA. NCBI's taxonomy places the organism in Eukaryota, Fungi, Ascomycota, Pichiomycetes, Serinales, Metschnikowiaceae. The record is from the annotation of a GenBank genome assembly.
AUGUCGAACUUCGUUUCGUCACCCAGAAGUAUCCCAUCAGAUGCUGCACAGCUUCUCAAUUCUUCACACAUAUCGUCGUCUCUAGGAAGGUCUGCCAAUUCGCCACUGAGCAGUCAACCCAAUGUGGCCUACAGCGAUGCUCUGCAAGGUGCCAGUGGGCGUGAGCGUGAAAUGAGAAUGCCAGCGUCCAUCAGAAGUACAGUGGAAGUCCCCAAAGUAGUGGAUGUCACCGGAGAAAAGGUUCGUGAAUCGUUUGAGCAGUUCAUCGAAGAGUUUAUUGACGAGGCUUCGGUCAAUGACGACUGGCUGGGGAAGAUCUACUUAGCCCAGAUAGAAAGCAUGCGUGUUUUCGAAUACAGUACUUUGUACGUGGAUUACCAGCACUUGGUGGCAAGCGAAAACGGAGUGUUGGCCACUGCGAUUUUAGAGCAGUAUUAUCGUUUCAACCCGUUUUUGUUGAAGGGUUUGCGUAGAUUACUCAAGAAGUAUGCUCCAUCAUUGUUGUAUAUGAAUUUGUUGGGCAACAACGAUGCCGAUUUGAAGUCUUCGCGCAUGGACGAGGCUUCGUCAUCGAGUACCUCGGGUGCUACUUCCAAUGAGAGAGUGUUUCAGAUCUCCUUCUUUAACUUACCAGUUACUCACAGAAUCAGAGACAUUCGUACAGAUAAAAUCGGUUCCUUGAUGGCCAUUUCGGGAACUGUCACUAGAACUUCGGAGGUGAGACCAGAAUUGCACAAGGGAACAUUUACAUGUGACAUGUGUUCUGCCGUGGUGGAUGGAAUCGAGCAGAUCUUCAAGUAUACCGAGCCCACUGCGUGUCCCUCCUGUCCAAAUCAGUCAUACUGGACGUUAAACGUGGCCAAGUCUCAAUUUAUUGAUUGGCAGAAGGUGAGAAUCCAGGAAAAUGCGAACGAGAUCCCAACGGGAUCGAUGCCUAGAACUUUGGAUGUGAUCUUGCGUGGAGAAACCGUCGAAAGAGCGAAGCCCGGAGACAAGUGCAAGUUCACCGGAACUGAGAUUGUCAUUCCCGAUGUCAGUCAGUUAGGAUUACCAGGAAUGAAAGCUCAGUCUAUUAAGGAAAGCGGACCAGUUGCUUCCGACUUGAAUUCAGGUGUCACUGGUUUGAAGGCGCUUGGUGUGCGGGAUCUCACCUACAAAUUGGCUUUCUACGCAUGUCACGUCAGCUCGCUUAUUCUGAAAGUAACAGAAUCGUCCGAGGUGGCUGAAAAGGAAAUUGAAUUCCAGGGCCCCAAUGAUCAGGAGGUGUUCUUGAACUCGUUAUCAGAUGCUGAAGUGUCACAAUUAAAGGAAAUGGUCAAGGACGAACACGUCUACAGCAAGUUGGUGCGUUCCAUCUCGCCUGCUGUUUUUGGCCAUGAGACCAUUAAGAAAGGUAUUUUGUUGCAAUUGUUGGGAGGUGUUCACAAACAAACUGUUGAUGGUAUCAAUUUGAGAGGUGACAUCAACAUCUGUGUUGUGGGAGAUCCAUCCACUUCAAAGUCGCAGUUCUUGAAGUAUGUUUGUGGAUUUUCGCCUAGAGCAGUCUACACUUCUGGAAAAGCAUCGUCGGCAGCUGGUUUGACCGCUGCGGUGGUUAAGGAUGAAGAAAGUGGAGAGUUUACCAUUGAAGCGGGUGCUCUUAUGUUGGCUGAUAACGGAAUCUGUGCGAUUGAUGAAUUCGACAAGAUGGACAUUACUGAUCAAGUUGCCAUUCACGAAGCUAUGGAACAACAGACCAUUUCCAUUGCCAAAGCAGGUAUUCAUGCUACGUUGAAUGCUCGUACCUCCAUUUUGGCUGCUGCUAACCCAAUCGGCGGAAGAUACAACCGUAAGAUGGGAUUGCGUGCCAACUUGAAUAUGACUGCUCCAAUUAUGUCCAGAUUUGACUUAUUUUUUGUCGUUUUGGAUGACUGCAAUGAGAGAAUUGAUACACAAUUGGCUUCCCAUAUUGUUGACUUGCACAUGUUGAGAGAUGAGGCUAUUGACCCUCCUUUCUCCGCAGAGCAAUUAUCCAGAUACAUCAGAUAUGCCAAAACCUUCAAGCCAAAGAUGACCAAAGAUGCCAGAGACUUCUUGGUGGCCAAGUAUAAGGAAUUGAGAAGCGAUGAUGCUCAAGGACUUGGAAGAUCUUCGUACAGAAUCACCGUUAGACAGUUGGAGUCGAUGAUUAGAUUGUCCGAAGCAAUUGCCAGAGCCAAUUGCACUGAAGAGAUCAGCCCAACAUUUGUUUCGGAAGCUUAUGAUUUGUUGCGUCUGUCGAUCAUCAGAGUUGAGAUGGACGAUAUCCAGAUUGACGAUCCAGUGGCAGAUGCCAUGGAAGAAGAGAUUGAGGACGAUGAAGAAAUGGGCAAUGCAGAAGAACCGGCACCAUAUGAGGACAGAACUCAGCAGAGAAGAGCUGAUAAGGCUACUAUCACGUACGACAAGUAUGUGAGUAUGAUGAACCUUAUUGUCAAGAAGGUGUCUGAUCAUGACCAGGACGGUGGUGAAGGAAUGACCAAGGACGAGAUCGUCGACUGGUAUUUGCUCCAGAAGGAAGAAGAUUUACAUUCCGAGAGAGAGUAUAUGGCUGAGAGAGCAUUGGCAUACAAGGUGUUGAAACGUUUGGAGAAGGAUAAGAUGUUGAUGAGUGUCACGCAAAAUUUGGAUGAGGACGUGCUUCCAGGGGACGAGUACGAGCGUGCAAACCAGUCCACUCGUACCGUAUAUAUCACCCAUCCAAACUGUGCCAUUUUAGGUUUCUUCGACAACCAGGUAAGGGAGGAUGAGCCAGAGACUGGCGAUGAUUAA